AGUACCGGAAGUGCACAUUCUCUAUCGCUUUCUCCCUCACUCGUUACAUGGACGAGCCUCUUUUCACAGAGAGGCACGCGCCAAGUCAGCGGCCCAAUGGGGAAUGCGACUUCUUUUGAAUGAAGCCCCGCCUCUCAGAACCCCCUCCCCCUCCCCUUUCCUCUCAAUUCAAACGCCUAAGAGGAAAAAAACACGUUCCCGCUCUGAGCCGUGAUUGGCUGAGGGGGCAGAGUGGCUGUCGCUGAUUGGUCCCCAGCAGGAGAGGAGUUAAAGAGCUGGAGGGGGUCGGCAGAGUUGGGCAGGCAGAAGGAGUCUGGAGUGAGGAAGUGCUUUUAUUCAUUGUGGGCUGAGGCGACCUUUGAAACAGCUGGCUGACAUGAGUGAUGAAAAAGAGGCAAAGAUGCAUAUUACUCCAGAGACUCCUGGGCAGCUAAUGGUCCAAAACCCCUUUGAAAGUCCAAGCGAUUAUAGCCGUCUACAGGAGCAGAUAUUCUCCAGUCCAACGGUUUUUAAAACCUCAAAAUCUUCAGUGACUCCAGGGAAAUUCAGAUGGUCUAUAGAUAAACUUGCUUUAAUCAAUCCUGUGGAAAUAGACUCUGAAGACAUAUGUCGUCAAGCACUGUAUUUGAGCCAAGCCAGAAUAGAUAAAGAGAUAGAAGAAAAGAGGCAAAAAGCCAUUGAAGAGUUCUUCACUAAAGGUGUUAUUGUACCAUCUCCUUGGACAGAUCACAGUGGGAAACAGGUUUCUCAGCUUAAUUCAACUACCAGUAAGUAUACUGAUCUGAAUAAUGCUUCACCAAUUGGCAGAGAAGUAGCUGCGCAACCUGGCAAAAGUAAUGCUGCUUGCCAGACUGCAUUGUCUCUGCCUUUGGAUUUUGACAUGGAAAAAAUAUUAGGUGAAUAUUUUAAAAUGGAUGAAUUAGCUGAUCAGUCUCAAGAAAACCUGAGUACUUCCUCACUGAGAAGAAAACUGUUUUUAGAUGAGAAUGGAAGCCUCUCCUCUGAGAACUCAUCCCCUGCUUUUCACAGUCCACACAAUGUUCCAGCCUCACUUGGAGUACUGUAUUCAAUAGACAUCUCUCCAGUCCGCUGUAGAAGUCCUCUAAAUACAUCAAGCUCGGGCCAGUUUUCCUCCAGCCCUAUUCAGGGAGGUAUGAGGACUUACAGUCUGGGCAGCCUAACUAGUCCAUCAUUUCCAGAGAGAAAUCCUGCAUUUACUGCUUCUCCAACUUUCUCUCCAAUUGGUAUUCAGAUAAGAAAGACGCCAUUAUCAGAACAAAGGCACUUCACUUUUCGCUCUCCAGACAUGCCUUCUGUUUCAAAUGCAUGCCGAUCAGCUCCUCCUUGCAGCAUCAGUCCUUACACAGAAUGUUCUCCAUUAAAAAAUGGCUCCCCCAUGAGAACUGUGGCAUGCCGAGGAGCAACAAUGUAUCAGACCUCCCUCAUUUGCUUACCUUCUACUCCUGAAAGUUGCAGUGAAAAGCAGCCAGAGGUGGAGGCAGCAAGUGUUAUGGCUGAAGAAAAUCCAUCACCAGAACAGGCAAAAGUCAACCUGCAUCCAUUGUCUGGAGAUGCCUCCACACGUGGCACCCAUUUAGUGGUUGCCCGAAUGUCCAUUUCACCAGAGCAUUCUGAAGGCAACAAACAAGGUUUGACACUGAUCCAUGAUCUUGAUAGUUUCAAGGAAAACCAUUUGGUAGAUAUGGAUGAUCCAGGGAUGUUGGAAGAGGACUCAGUAAAAGGAUCAGCUGAAAAUGGUGGCAUGCCAAUAGCUGGCUUGAACUUUGAAGGAUCUUGCAUCUGUAUGUCGCCUCUUGCUGAAAGCAGUGCCAGUCCCUGUGAGAACAGUAGUCUUCAGGUGGAUAGUGGGUACAAUGGCCAGACUUGUACCAGUAGUCUUAUGGACACAGUUGGAUCUGAGAUGAGUUGCAAAGAGAAUGAUAUGCAUCUUUGUGAGAUUCAGAACAAAUUUCAUGUUUUCAAAGCAAAGCAUGGAAAAACCAUUCCUAGAUAUUGGACUGAAAAUGAACCUGUUCAUCAAUCCAGCAGCAGCUGUCUUCUAGGAAUGCCCCUCCCAAAGUGAUCUGCACAUAUCAUGCUUCAGGCUGUUGUAUGAUUGUAUGGAGAGUUGCACAGUGGAGGUUUGAGAAACACGUGAAAGGCGUGACUGGUACAAUUGCUCUCUACUAGUAGAAAGCUCAUUAAAUGAGUAACAUAUAAAAUGCAAACCAACAUGCCCCAACUCCCACUUGAGUUCUUAAGUCCCUGAUAUUUGUUGGGGCUUGGGCCCUGGUAGUUCUUAUGGAAAGAUGCUGCUUCUGGCUUACCGUCCAUUGGGUCUUGACUUGCACAAAAAAUCAUAGUGGUUGCACAGACACUUUGCAGAUAGAGAUUCAGUUGCCCAGUACCACCUUGCAGACUGGUAAUAGCAGGCCACAAACUCCAGAUAAUUUCUCUGUUCCUGGGAGCUGUUGUUCAUCUGAGCCAGGCAUUAAUCAGAAGUUUACAAAAUUGUGCAGUCACACAUACAGUUUGUGUAUCCUAUUUUCCAUGAAAAUAAGUAGUAUCUGUAACCAUUGCUCCUUUCAGAUCUUUUGCUGAAGAUUGUACAAAGAAGCAAAUCCCUAGGGUUCAGUACAUUGCUUUUUAAAUUGCUUUUCUUUUUAAAAGUUUUACUACAUGCACAGAAACAUGCAGACCUUAAAACUGCUUUUUACAAUUAUCACUGAACUCUAGAUAGCAAAAUUAAUGAAUCAAAACCUUUUGUAUUGCACUCUUUUGUUUUCUAACCACCUAUUUUAAUUAUGCAAUGAAAUAAAGGUUUUUCACAACU
Messenger RNA from Sceloporus undulatus (fence lizard), 2833 nucleotides. It is a transcript of the gene BORA, whose product is annotated as BORA aurora kinase A activator. Gene Ontology annotation, biological process: regulation of mitotic nuclear division; regulation of mitotic spindle organization; activation of protein kinase activity. Bases 377 to 2083 code for a protein of 568 amino acids. The record is from RefSeq and is a predicted model, not a curated record. The transcript has 13 exons. Gene Ontology annotation, molecular function: protein kinase binding. NCBI's taxonomy places the organism in Eukaryota, Metazoa, Chordata, Lepidosauria, Squamata, Phrynosomatidae. Gene Ontology annotation, cellular component: cytoplasm; nucleus.